AUGGUGCUUCAAUGGCGCACUGGUUCCUCAGUACCCCUGAAAACCAUCAUCUUCUUCGUCGUUUGCAUCCUCCUAUACGCCAGCCAGCAUCCUGCUCUUGACCGGUUCGACCACCGCAUAUCAGGUACCGAUUUGUCCUUGCAGCUGCCCAAGAACAGCGUCGAUUUUGGUGGAAACCAGAGCGACAACCACGCCUUGAACACGUCGGAUGCCACGCGCAAGUUUUGUCAACACCAUGGCUACUCCGUCUUCACUCCACAGCCGGGCGGCGGGCAGCGCAAAGUCUACGACCUGUUCAUGGUCAACACGGAGUUGGAUUGGCUCGAGAUACGCCUGAACACGACCUACCACCACGUCGAUUACUUCAUUAUUGUCGAAUCGCCAAAGACAUUCACCGGCAAGCCGAAACCUCUUACUAUCAAAGAGAACUGGGAUCGAUUUAAGCCUUACCACGACAAGCUCAUCUACCAUGAGCUCGAGUUCCCCUCCUCGUUCAAUCCGACGCGGUCUUGGGACUACGAAGACCUCCAACGUAACGCCAUGUUCAGCCAAGUCUUCCCCAAGCUCAUCGGCGAACAGGCCCCCGUGUACGGAGACGUGAUACUCGUGGCCGACGUCGACGAGAUCGCUCGACCCGAGACGUUACUCGUGCUGAGAACAUGCCAAUUCCCUCGAAGACUCACGUUGCGUAGCCGAUUCUACUACUAUAGCUUCCAGUUUCUCCAUAAAGGUCCCGAAUGGGAGCAUCCGCAAGCGACAUACUUCCAGGGCUCGCGGACGAUACUGCCGGCAAACCUCCGGAUGGGUAACGGAGGCUUCAAGCCUAUAUCAGCUCUGGACAAGGCAGACCUCGGCAAUGCGUGUUGGCAUUGCUCCAGCUGCUUCGCAACGAUGGACGAGUUUCUGACCAAGAUGUCGUCCUUCUCGCAUGAGUGGAUGAACGGCGAGAGGUUCCGAGACAAGAACCGCAUUGCGGAGGCCAUCAGGAAUGGCAAGGACCUGUGGGGCCGAGCCGUUGACCAGUUCGAGCGUCUGGAGAACAACACGGACGUACCGAGCAUGUUGCUGGACGAACCCAAGAGAUUCGGGUAUAUGCUGAAUCGAGAUGGUCCUUCGGCCGGCUUUGUUGAUUACCCAUGA
This is a messenger RNA of Colletotrichum karsti, 1140 nucleotides long. Its product is annotated as glycosyltransferase family 17. Gene Ontology annotation, cellular component: membrane. Gene Ontology annotation, molecular function: beta-1,4-mannosylglycoprotein 4-beta-N-acetylglucosaminyltransferase activity. The transcript has a single exon. Gene Ontology annotation, biological process: protein N-linked glycosylation; N-acetylglucosamine metabolic process. Bases 1 to 1140 code for a protein of 379 amino acids. NCBI's taxonomy places the organism in Eukaryota, Fungi, Ascomycota, Sordariomycetes, Glomerellales, Glomerellaceae. The record is from RefSeq and is a predicted model, not a curated record.